Diversispora eburnea is the source of this 2301-nucleotide messenger RNA. NCBI's taxonomy places the organism in Eukaryota, Fungi, Glomeromycota, Glomeromycetes, Diversisporales, Diversisporaceae. The record is from the annotation of a GenBank genome assembly.
AUGUCAACAAAUUAUUUGACACGUGGAGAAUUGAAUUUAUCAAUAAAUCAUAAUAAUUAUAAUAAUAAUAGUAAUUGUAAUUAUAACUCUAAACUUCAUUUACAAGUGAAAAUUGUGGACGAAGAGGCAGAAUCAAUUAAUAAUCAUCGUUAUUGUGAUGUGGAAAUUCUCUGUAAAGAUGGAGUAAUUGUUCAUGGAAUUCGAUCAAUACUUUCUGCUCGAUCUCAUACAAUAGAUCAAAUUCUUUUUCCUAAUUCUCUUAAAACUCCUUUAACUCCAUUUAUUCACACUCCUAAUAGAGAAAAUUUCGAGAAAUAUAUUGUAUUUCAAAAUAUUGAUUCACCUUCAAUGUUAUUUAUAUUUAAUUAUUUAUAUACAGAAAUUAUAGAAUUGGAUAAAUUAACUGAAGAUAAUAUAAUCGAUUUAUAUUAUGCUGCUAAUUAUUUUCAAUUAGAUCAAUUAGAAUUGGAAAUUGAAAAUUAUUUUCAAAAAAUAAUUGACAACAUAUCAAUUAAGAAAAUUCCUGAAUUAUUAUCAAAGGCUAUUUCAUUGGAUAAUAUUGAAGUUGGUUCAUUAUCAUUCAAUGCUCUUCAAUGUCUUUUAUCUUCCACUAAAAAUUCUAUUUUCGCUUCAAGCGAAUAUUCCAUUCUUCGUUACUCUAUUUUAAUUUGUGCUAAAAUAAUAUCAAAUUAUUCCUCACCAAUUUUUGAAAUCUUGACACCUUUAAUGGAAUUUAUUGAUUUAAGAAGAAUUAACGGUACUAUAUCAUUAUUUCUUUCUAAUCCAUCAUUAUCUCCUUCAUCUUCAUCGCCCCUUUCAUCUCCUUUGGCGCAAAUACCACCACCUCCGCCUACACCUUCUGAACCCACUAUUACUUAUGAUUUCAAAUGGAGUUCUAAAUUUAUUGGUUCAAAACUUAAAAUAAUUGAAAAUGAUUAUGUUCUUACUUCACAUUCCUACUUUUCAUCUCAAGCCGCAAGAGCUAAUCAUUCUUUAACUAAUGGAUUUCAUGAAUGGGAUAUUGUACUAGAAAAGUUAUCUGAAUAUGUUUGUAUUGGUAUUUGUGGUGAAGAAUAUAAUUGUUCUUUGUCUUAUGAUAGAAAUUCUUCACAAGGAUGGUAUUUAUUAGUAGAAUUUAAAAAAGGAACUGUAAUUACUGUACAUUUGGAUAUGAAUUCAAAGAGAUUGGGAUUUUCUGUAAAUGGAAGAAGAUUUCCUGAUUUAAUGGGUUGGAAUGAUUUUCCUACCAAAGAAAUCGAUGCAUUCACGAAAACAAUACUUCCACGUCACUUUAAACAUUCAAAUUUCGCUAGUUUUGUACGACAACUUAAUAAAUAUGAUUUUCAUAAAGUAAGAAAUUCGGAUGAUUCGGAUACUCUAUAUGGUGAUCAGGCAUGGGAAUUUUAUCAUCCCAAAUUUCACUGUAGUAAGCGUGAUCAAAAAACUCCAUCACAUCGGAAAAAUGGAACAGUAUGCUCAAAUGAAGAUCCCAAUCAUCAUCAUAUAAUGACAGAACAAGUGAAUAAAUUAUCAACACAAGUGAAUAAUAUAACAGAACUUCAAACUAAUAUAAACGAACAUCUUCACACUUUGAGCACCAAUUAUCGAUCCGUGGUUCAAGAUUUAUUGAAAUUACAAAAAAAUAUGUCUGAUCAACAUCAAUUAAUUCAGAAUUUGGUACAACAUUUAGUUAAUUUAGAAAUGGAAAAAUCGGGUAUUUCUCGUGUUCACGAAAAUCAACUAAGAAAUAAUUCAUCAGAUUAUAUUAAUACAAUUCCUUCAGAACGAGCACAAAGAUUAAUUAAUUCAUAUGUUGAAAUUGCUCAAUCCUCAUAUGAUCAAAUGAAUGAUAUUUCAAGACUUCAUCGCAGUACAUUUACGCCAACUUGGACAGUUCCUCCCAAAGUUCUUUUGGUUGAUGAUGAUGCAGUUUAUCAAAAUAUGGGAUCCAAAUUUUUACAAAUAUUUGGUUGUUCGACUGAUAUUGCCGUAGAUGGAAUAAGUGCUGUUAAUAAAAUGAAUUUUGAAAAAUAUGAUUUAGUAUUAAUGGAUAUUGUCUUGCCACAUUUAGAUGGUGUAGAAGCAACUACUCAAAUUCGACGAUUUGAUCUCAAUACACCAAUCAUUAGUAUGACUUCAAAUAUAACUUCUCAAGAAUGCAUAAAAUAUUAUUCUCAUGGAAUGAAUGACAUUUUACCCAAACCAUUCACUAAAGCAAAUUUAUUAUCAAUAUUUGCAGAGGAUAAUGAAAUAGAUCGAGGUCAUGAUAUAAAAAGAGUUAAAAGAAGUUUUGUUGAUUGA